AUGAAAAUGACAACCCUCGGAUUCAUCGGCUGCGGAAACAUGGGCUCCGCAAUCCUAGACGGCCUGCUAGAGGCCACUCGCUUGGAGCCCCAAAACUCCAAAAUCACCAACUUCAUAGCGGGUACCAAGAGCGCGGCCUCAGCCAACAAGCUGAACGACAAAUAUCGCGCAGAUUCAGAACGGGUGGUAGUUUUGCGCGGGUCCAACGUCAAGGUUAUGGAACAAGCAGACAUCAUCCUACUAGCGUGCAAGCCGUUCCUUGCCCCAAGUAUUCUCUCGGAGCCGGGCGUAGCGGAAGCACUGGCCGGGAAAUUCGUGAUCAGCGUCAUGGCAGGCAAGACGCCAGCCGAGAUCAUGAAGUACAUAUAUGAGGGGGAUCACUCAACCCAGGCCGCAAACCGACCGGUGAUUGUAACGGCCAUGCCGAAUGUGGCGGCGCGAUUGCGGCAGUCCAUAACUAUUAUCGAAGAGAAUCCGGCGCUCUCGAAGGACCGGGCGGAGAUUCUGAAGUGGAUCUUUGAGCAGAUUGGCACGGUGAAGUUUGUGGCGCCGGAUUUGGUGGAUGUUGGGUCGAUGGUUUCUGGGGCGGCGAUGGCGCUGAUGACUCUUGCUGUUGAUGGGAUUAUGGAUGGGGCUGUUAUGGAGGGGUUUCGCCGGCCGGAUGCGAUGGAGGUGUCGGCGCAGGUGUUGGAGGGGUUGGCUGGCUUGUUGAGGGAGGGAGUCCAUCCGGCGGUUUUGAGGGAGAGUAUUUCUUCGCCUAGGGGGUGUACCAUUCAGGGUCUGUAUGCCCUCGAGAAGAAUGGGGUUCGGGGGGCGUAUGCUGAGGCGUUGGUUAGGGGGAUUAAACAUUUGAGGGGGGAGAACUAG
Messenger RNA from Aspergillus pseudotamarii, 867 nucleotides. Its product is annotated as pyrroline-5-carboxylate reductase. The transcript is spliced from 2 exons. Gene Ontology annotation, molecular function: pyrroline-5-carboxylate reductase activity. The record is from RefSeq and is a predicted model, not a curated record. Bases 1 to 867 code for a protein of 288 amino acids. Gene Ontology annotation, biological process: L-proline biosynthetic process. NCBI's taxonomy places the organism in Eukaryota, Fungi, Ascomycota, Eurotiomycetes, Eurotiales, Aspergillaceae.